Zingiber officinale is the source of this 1079-nucleotide messenger RNA. Its product is annotated as leucine-rich repeat extensin-like protein 3. The transcript has 3 exons. The record is from RefSeq and is a predicted model, not a curated record. Gene Ontology annotation, biological process: regulation of defense response to fungus. Bases 213 to 977 code for a protein of 254 amino acids. Lineage: Eukaryota; Viridiplantae; Streptophyta; Magnoliopsida; Zingiberales; Zingiberaceae.
GAAUACAACAGAGAGCUACAAUGAGGGUAAAAUUAUAUGAUCAUGCUUUGAACUCCAUCAAGAAAGGUGAGGGUACAUUCCAGAGCUAUUAGGUUUGGCAACCGCUAAAAAUAUUUAUAUGAGUUAAAAAAAAAAAAAUCUAUUAAAGCAGAGCCAUCUCCCGUCCUCUUCUAUCCUCUCAGAUUCAAUUCAGAUUUAAGAUCUUGCAAGAGAUGGCAGGGAAAGAGCAAAAGAUCGCCACAAUUAUCAUAAAGGUCGACCUCGAAUGCUGCUGCUGCUCCAAGAAGAUAAAGAGCAGUCUGUGCCAGCUCCAGAAGCGAUUCAAGAUCACUUCCAUCGCCUACGAUGCGAAGAAGAACACCGUCACGGUCUCCGGCCCCUUCAACCCCGACUGCUUCAUCAAGAAGCUCUGCUGCAUGGCCUACAAAGUGAUCAAAGACGUCGAGAUAAAAAAACCAGACCCACCACCACCACCACCUCCACCUCCACCGCCGCCAGAACCAGCUCCUCCCCCUCCUGAACCUGUUCCACCCCCUCCCAAACCCGAACCGCCAGCGCCGGCCCCGGAACCUCCACCUCCACCUCCCGCUCCAAAACCACCACCGCCUGCCCCCGAACCUCCCCCGCCCGCUCCCGAACCGCCCCCACCCGCCCCCAAACCGCCUCCACCGGCACCCGAACCACCGCCUAAGCCCAAGCCGGAGCCGGAGCCGGCGCCGCCCCCGGAGGUGGUGUUGAAAUUUCCUAUGUGGGCUUUUCCGCCCCCGAUGUGGCCCUGCUGCUACCAGCCGUGCCCCUGCUACGAGCCGCACCACGGGUGCUGCCGUUGCUGCUCAUGCGGCCACGUGACCGCCGCCCCGCCGCCACCACAACCUAUGGCAGAUCCCGUGCCGCCGCAACCCAUGUACUAUGGUGGCUACCCGUGCUACAAGAUCGUGUGCGAGGACGAACCCUCCUACGGCUGCUCCAUCAUGUAAUUUAAUCUCCUCCUCUUGUGCGAAUAAUGAAUCCAUGCAUAAUGAUUGAUAAUAAAUAAACCUUGUAACAUCGAAUUAGUAAUCAAACGCUUCUCCGAUCAA